ACGACGCCGACUACCUCGUAACCCUGCACAAGAUGGAAUUGCCUGGGUAUACUUUCUUUGAAGGCGUUUCCAUGCCAUCAAAAAGGGACAUGAAUAUCCUCAAAGCGGCGCGCCAACGAGAGAAACCGAAGACUCACGGGAACUUUACCAUAUGGCGGAACCCCGACUCUCGCUUCUCCACUUUGGCUCGCGGAUACAUGAAUUCAGGGGCGGCAUCAUUACUUGUCUACAUCGCAAAAACCCCAAACCGGGAUUUUUUGGAACCGAGGAUUGUGCGGUACGAAGCCAAGGACAAGCCCACCAACGAGCCCACCAAGGAGCAGUCGGAAGUCUUUGUGAUUGGAGCACCAAGUGAUAAGGAAUGUGGCCUGGUCAUGAUGUUUCGACCACUAGAUACACCACUUCGUAGCGACGACGGCUUCUUUGAGAUCUACCCUGGCUCGCAUGAGUGGAGCCUGCCCAAGAUUGAUGAGUGGUUUAGGCAAUACCAUAGCGAGGCACCGGGUGAAUCGAAGUGGGAUCCGGUUACAGUGGAUUUCAAUCAGGUCUUACUGGUUCACGCUGGGACGCUUGUCCGAUUUGGCAGGAGCUCAACUCCGUGCGAUUUCGUAUGCAUGGGCUACUCGGAUGACCAGGCUGACUUUGGCCGGCGCGAUAUUAAGUUUGAGCAGUAUGUAGUGCCAUUCUUACGACGGGUGCCUGACGCAUUGAGGGAAAGGAUCCUCUCACGCCCGCCGAGAGGAGAGUGAACCGUAACAUAGUAUCAAGAAUACCAUUGAAAUUUAAUCGGCAAAGACCAGACUCUCCAGAUUUCUCACGCAUACUUCCCAUCUCUUACGAAAGGAUCGGCCAGCUUGAAGCCAAUCAGUGCUAUCGCGACGCAGCCGUAGAC
Molecule: messenger RNA, 892 nt
Organism: Aspergillus pseudotamarii
Lineage: Eukaryota; Fungi; Ascomycota; Eurotiomycetes; Eurotiales; Aspergillaceae
Exons: 2
Coding region: 33-749 (238 amino acids)
Source: RefSeq, a predicted model, not a curated record